AUGUUCAAAACGAUCCGUUUGAGGCCAUUGAGGUCUAUCCUCCCAUCAAUUGCAAUUGCAUCAACUCUUGCUUAUUCAUACCAUUUAUACACAAAGCAUACUACGCUUCCUUCACCAUUUGGAUUCCACAAUAAUGCCUUGUCCAAAAUCCACCUUGAUAGUGCUGCGUCUCCAGUACUUGGCUCUACCUCUGUUUCUGCAGCUAAUGCUACUACCGAGGUAAAAGUUGAUGACUCGAUCCUGCCAUUUCCCACUCACAUCUCUAAAUCGCCCUACGUUUCACAAUCGUACACAUUAUUGGGCCAUGGUGUUCGAGCUGUAACGUUUAUGAGUUUCAAAGUUUAUGGUGUUGGAAUUUAUAUUGCAGAUUCCGAUAUUGCCAAAGCCCGUUCUUUGCUUCAAUCAUACGCCAGGGCUAAUCCACCACCACCAUCAGCUCGUGCUGACGAGGGUGCUUCGUCAUCUUUAGUUAGGCAGAACUUGAAAGAAUCAUUGAUGAACCCCGUAGAGUCAGAACAAAUCAUUGAUGAAUUGUUGUCGCAUGGUGUGCAUUUCUUGAUUAGAUUGUCGCCUGUUAGAAAUACUGAUUUCAAUCAUUUGAAGGAUGGGUUGAUUAAAUCGAUUUUGGCGCAUCCAAGAAGCAAGAGUGGAGAAAACAAGGAGAGGGAAGAGUUGAGUUUGGGAUUGGAUGAGUUGAGGGAAAUAAUGGGCAAGACUAGAGGUUCAGUGCCAAAAGAUGAUUUGCUCGUGUUGGAGCAGGUAUCAAGUAGUGACAAGUUCAACAUUUCCUAUGUGAAACAAAAUAAGAAGACUAAAUCAAAGAAUGAUGAGGCUGGUGAGGAUGUAACUGAUGUGAAAGAGAUGGGAAGUGUGAGUAAACCCAUUGUUGCAAAAACUUUAUUAUUGCAGUAUCUUAGUGGUAAGAAACCUCUUAGUGAGUCUUUGAGAAAGAGUUGUAUGCAAGGACUUGCUGAUAUUGCUGAAUAA
Molecule: messenger RNA, 987 nt
Organism: Lodderomyces elongisporus
Lineage: Eukaryota; Fungi; Ascomycota; Pichiomycetes; Serinales; Debaryomycetaceae
Gene: AIM18
Exons: 1
Coding region: 1-987 (328 amino acids)
Molecular function (GO): intramolecular lyase activity
Source: RefSeq, a predicted model, not a curated record